UGGAGACACUGUGCAUGUUUCAGCUUCCACAGGUUGAAGAGGACGUUCUGGAUCGAGAACUGAGACCUGAGGAGAUUGAAGAGCUGCGUGAGGCGUUUCGGGAGUUUGAUAAAGAUAAGGACGGCUUCAUCAGCUGUAAGGAUCUGGGGAACUGCAUGAGAACGAUGGGCUACAUGCCCACCGAGAUGGAGCUGAUCGAACUCAGCCAGCAGAUCAACAUGAACCUGGGGGGUCAUGUGGACUUUGAUGACUUUGUGGGCUUGAUGGGUCCGAAACUGCUGGCAGAGACGGCCGACAUGAUUGGAGUGAAGGAGCUGAGAGACGCCUUUAAAGAGUUUGACACAAACGGAGAUGGAGAGAUUAGCACGAGUGAGCUGAGGGAAGCCAUGAGGAAACUGCUGGGACAUCAGGUCGGCCACCGGGACCUGGAGGACAUUCUGAAAGAUAUCGACCUGAACGGGGACGGACGUGUGGAUUUUGAGGAGUUUGUGCGGAUGAUGUCUCGAUGAAGGCGCUGAGACUCUACACUGCUCCCUGCUGGCUGGAGGAGACACAGCGAGGCAACUAAAGCAUAACUGAAGCAUUUUCCACAUGCAAAACCUUUUCGCUGGUGCAGAACGAGUAAGACUGACUGUGAUUGAUCAUUCUCCAAUCACCGAUCAUCUCACUGGACAUUACAAGUGAAAAAAAUGGCAUUUCAGAGCUUUAGGGCGCGCCGCCGGAGAAUCUAGAACUACUGUAGAACAACGAGCCUGGGGCUGAGAACUGGAACACGGACAUUUGUAGAGAAAACACACAUGCACACGUACACAUACAGUACUGUGUGGAAGUCAGAGACCCUUCAUUUAUUUAUUUUAAACUGAUUAAAGUCAGUUACAGAGGAAAUGUGUCUCCUAACAACCACCUGGAAGACCUGGUAGCCCCCAAAACUGCCCCCAUCAGA
This is a messenger RNA of Colossoma macropomum (tambaqui), 943 nucleotides long. It is a transcript of the gene cabp1a, whose product is annotated as calcium binding protein 1a. Gene Ontology annotation, molecular function: calcium ion binding. Bases 15 to 509 code for a protein of 164 amino acids. The record is from RefSeq and is a predicted model, not a curated record. The transcript is spliced from 7 exons. NCBI's taxonomy places the organism in Eukaryota, Metazoa, Chordata, Actinopteri, Characiformes, Serrasalmidae.